AUGGCCGGUAAUGUCGAGGCAUGGACUUUGUUGUCCUUGGCUCUGGCUAUAAUUAUCUUGCGUAUAUCAGUACGAUGCAAGCUCGUUGGACCGAUGAACUUCCAACUUGAUGAUUAUCUUAUGCCACUGGCGGGAAUUUUCUUCGCACUCGAAACGGUGGCGGCAUACCUUGUCGGUGCGAAAUACGAGGGCCUGACCAACAGCUACAUGUCAACCGAGCAGCGAGCAGCACUCGACCCCGAUUCGACUGAGUGGUCUCACCGCGUUGCUGGAUCAAAAAUCCAGAUCAUUGGGUGGUCAUUAUACGUGGCUAUUCUCUGGUUGAUCAAGUUCAGCUUAGCGAUCUUCUACUCUCGAUUGACGACCGGCCUCCAACAUCUGCCCAUGCGAGUUCGAGUGGCAUACGUCAUCCUAGGUGUUACAUAUCUCGCGACGGCGUUAUCGCUUCUGCUUUCAUGCCAACCUUUCCAUGCGUUCUGGCAGAUUAACCCCAACCCCGGCAAAAUCUGUCAACCCACCCUUUCCCCUGUCUAUGUUAUCCUUACCGUGACCCUCAACGUCGUCACAGAUAUAUACCUCCUCUCAAUCCCGCUCCCCCUCCUCUGGACCGUCAACAUUAGCAUGAAACGAAAGAUCCCCCUUAUGGCCCUCUUCUCCGGCGCUGCAUUCGUCAUUAUAGCCGGAAUAAUUCGUGCCGCGACCAUUAUUAACUCCGGCCCCGAAGGCGCCGAAACUGGGUCCAAAUGGGCCUGCCGCGAGACCUUUGUCUCGAUUGUCGUCUCCAAUCUACCCAUCAUCCAACCCAUGAUCCGCAAAGCCUUCCGCAAGAUAGGUCUCUCACAGCUAUUCAGCUCUUCAGGCAAACAGUCAGCGUCAUACCCGCUCUCUGGCCGAGGUAUGCAAACCUUGACGAACCGCAGUGGGCUCGAAAACAAGAAGGGCAAGACGAGCGCUGCUGCGCCAACUCACAUGCAGACUUCUGCGUGGGGUAGCGACGAACACAUUCUCGCCGAGACUCAGCCUUCUUCGAAGGGUAUUACUGUUGUUUCGGAGACUGUCGUUGAGAGCGAAUCUUGGGCUGAUCCCAGUGCGCAUGGUGCCGGUCAGUCAACGUCGCCGCCGAAAGAAUGGGGGAAUCGCUUACCGCAUCGAUUUGAUGAAUAUGAGGUUAUAUGGGUCAAGGCCUAUACGGGGUUUUCAGGAUGGACUUUUGUGAAUAUUAUUUAA
Messenger RNA from Penicillium soppii, 1227 nucleotides. RefSeq lists its product as uncharacterized. Bases 1 to 1227 code for a protein of 408 amino acids. The transcript has 6 exons. NCBI's taxonomy places the organism in Eukaryota, Fungi, Ascomycota, Eurotiomycetes, Eurotiales, Aspergillaceae. The record is from RefSeq and is a predicted model, not a curated record.